UUCUUUGCUGUUGAUUGUUUUUCUUCAUUCCAGAAUGAAGUGGCUGCUGCUUUGGCAGAAGCAGGUAUUUCUGUGUUUGCAUGGAAAGGAGAGUCAGAAGAAGACUUCUGGUGGUGCAUAGAUCGCUGUGUUUAUGCUGAUAGCUGGCAGCCUAAUAUGAUCCUAGAUGAUGGUGGUGAUGCUACUCACUUGAUGUCCAAGAAGCAUCCAGCUCUCUUUAAGAUGAUCAAGGGAAUUGUGGAGGAGAGUGUGACUGGUGUUCACAGACUUUAUCAGCUCUCUAAAGCUGGGAAGCUGUCAGUUCCAGCCAUGAAUGUAAAUGAUUCUGUCACCAAGACCAAGUUUGACAAUUUAUACAGUUGUCGUGAGAGUGUCUUGGAUGCAUUAAAACGAUCAACCGAUGUGAUGUUUGGUGGAAAACAGGUUCUCGUAUGCGGAUACGGAGAGGUGGGAAAAGGAUGUUGUUCUGCAUUGAAAGGAAUGGGCUCAGUUGUUUAUGUAACAGAGAUUGAUCCUAUUUGUGGUCUCCAAGCUUGUAUGGAUGGAUUCAAGGUAGUAAAAAUCACAGAAGUCAUUCGGAACAUCGACAUUCUUAUCACAGCAACAGGAAACAAGAACGUGGUGAACAGAGAUCACAUUGAUAAAAUGAAGAAUGGUUGUAUCCUCUGUAACAUGGGUCAUUCCAAUACUGAGAUUGAUGUGCAAAGCUUACGAACACCCGAUCUGACUUGGGAAAAAGUUCGAUCUCAAGUAGACCAUAUUAUUUGGCCAGAUGGAAAGAGGAUUAUCCUUAUUGCAGAGGGCAGACUCGUGAAUCUGAGCUGUUCCAGUAUUCCAUCUUUUGUAGUUUCAAUAACAGCUGCCUCACAAGCCCUAGCUCUGAUUGAACUGUACAAUGCUCCCAAUGGUCGAUAUAAAAGUGAUGUGUACUUACUUCCAAAGAAGAUGGAUGAAUAUGUGGCCAGUCUUCACCUUCCUAGCUUUGAUGCUCACUUAACAGAAUUAACAGAUGACCAGGCUAAAUACAUGGGAUUGAACAAAGCAGGACCUUUUAAACCUAAUUAUUACAGGUAUUGAAAAUAAAGGACCAGUAUAAUAAUCACGAAAAUGAUGUAGAUUUUCAGGAUAUGUAACUUUGGGCAACACUUCUUCGUACUGAACACUCAGAUCUGUAAUUAUGGUUAUACCAUCUGGGAUGACAGUUGUGAUUUUUAGAAGUUACAGUCAUGAUUAAAAUGUGGUAUUUAUGAUAGAGAAUAAAAAGUUUAAAUGUUAUUAUAUACCAGAUGAACAUUAAGUAGACAUUUCUUGAGUAGGUUUUUUUUUGUUUUGUCUAAGUGAAGUUACCAAAGUUUGUGUGUUUUCUCUGUGGUUCAUGCAGA
Limulus polyphemus (Atlantic horseshoe crab) is the source of this 1382-nucleotide messenger RNA. RefSeq names its product S-adenosylhomocysteine hydrolase-like protein 1. Gene Ontology annotation, cellular component: cytosol. Lineage: Eukaryota; Metazoa; Arthropoda; Merostomata; Xiphosura; Limulidae. Gene Ontology annotation, biological process: L-methionine cycle. The coding region runs from base 157 to 1077 and encodes 306 amino acids. The record is from RefSeq and is a predicted model, not a curated record. The transcript has 12 exons.